AACCAAACUAUUGACAAACGAGACGGGCUUUUUUCCAGUCCAACCGAACAUUUUUACCACUGAUAUUACAUUCUCGCUCACGCAUCAGAACUCAAUUAGGGUUUCAAACUCUACGAUUCGCUUUGAGAAUUGAAUACGAAGAGAAAUGGCAGAUGAAGCAAACAGAAAUGCGUUUCUCGAACUUCAAGGUCGCAUGAUUGAGAUUACUGCAAACUUGAAGCAGGUUCAGACCCAGAUGCGAAACAAAGAAGGAGAAAAGAAACGUGCUUAUUUAACCUUGGAGGAACUGCGGCAAUUGUCUGAUGAUACAAAUACAUACAAAUCUAUAGGGAGAACGUUUGUUUUAGAGCCCAAGUCAGUUUUAGUGGAUGAACAGGAACAAAAGUUGAAGGAUAGUGAAACUGCAAUUGCCUCCUUGCAGACCUCAAGGGAGUACUUGGAGAAGCAGCUGGUUGAAGUGGAGAACAACCUCAGGGAGCUGUUGCAACAAGAUCCCGGUCUUGCUCGUCAGAUUAUGUCUAUGACUGUAAUGUAAAACUUGCGCAGCUGUGCUUCCUCAAAGCCAUCCUCUGCUAGCCAAAAAUAAUCAGGAAUUCGGGCUAGAUGGCGCUUGUAUGCUUCUGAAUUUGGAUCUUCCACCCAGCAGGCAAUUAGACAUAACACCUGUGAGACAAGUGAUUAGUUAACAUUUCAACAUUUCCUUGUGCAAACUUUACUUAGAAAUAUCAUGCAGUUUAAAUGCUAUAUAUAAACUUGCCUUUUCUA
Cornus florida is the source of this 765-nucleotide messenger RNA. Its product is annotated as prefoldin subunit 1. Gene Ontology annotation, molecular function: protein folding chaperone. The coding region runs from base 146 to 535 and encodes 129 amino acids. The transcript is spliced from 7 exons. Gene Ontology annotation, biological process: protein folding. Gene Ontology annotation, cellular component: prefoldin complex; cytoplasm. NCBI's taxonomy places the organism in Eukaryota, Viridiplantae, Streptophyta, Magnoliopsida, Cornales, Cornaceae. The record is from RefSeq and is a predicted model, not a curated record.